Messenger RNA from Cloeon dipterum, 979 nucleotides. Its product is annotated as S-formylglutathione hydrolase. Gene Ontology annotation, biological process: formaldehyde catabolic process. Gene Ontology annotation, cellular component: cytosol. Bases 93 to 947 code for a protein of 284 amino acids. Lineage: Eukaryota; Metazoa; Arthropoda; Insecta; Ephemeroptera; Baetidae. The transcript is spliced from 5 exons. Gene Ontology annotation, molecular function: S-formylglutathione hydrolase activity. The record is from RefSeq and is a predicted model, not a curated record.
GAUUCAUGUAUUUGCAAAUCUUGAAAAAUAAACACAGCAAAGCACAACAGCCGGCGUUCUAGAAGAAAAUUUGUCUGAAGUACCCUGCAAAAAUGGCCCUUGAUAUCAAGGAAUUGUCAAGCAAUAAGUCUUUCGGUGGCUAUCAAAAAGUAUUUUCUCAUGAGAGCGCCUUGACUAAAUGCGAAAUGAAAUUUGCCGUGUAUCUUCCGCCGAAAGCUGUGGACAGCAGCCCCUGCCCUGUCAUCUACUGGUUGUCUGGAUUGACUUGCAAUGAGCUCAAUUUUAUUCAGAAAGCUGGUGCACAGAAGAUUGCAUCUGAACUUGGAGUCAUUAUUGUGUGCCCCGAUACCAGUCCUCGUGGUUGCAAUAUUCCUGGUGAGGAUGACGGCUGGGACUUUGGGUCAGGCGCCGGCUUUUAUGUCGACGCUACAGAAGAACUCUGGAAAAAUAACUACCAGAUGUUCUCUUACGUCACUGCUGAGCUGCCAGAGGUCAUAAAAAAGAAUUUCCCAACAAAUGGGAAGCAAUCCAUCAUGGGUCAUAGCAUGGGUGGUCAUGGUGCACUGAUCUGUGCUCUCCGCACACCUGGGUUUUACUCGUCUGUGUCAGCCUUUGCUCCAAUUUGUGCUCCAACUGAGUGUCCUUGGGGUCUCAAGGCUUUCAAUGGCUACCUUGGACCUGACAAGACCAAAUGGGAUGAAUAUGAUGCGUGCAAGUUGGUUGCCAAGUACUCAGGUCCUCCAUUGGGCAUUUACGUCAGCCAGGGAGAGUCUGACCAGUUUUUGAAAGACGGUCAGCUGCAGCCUGAAAAGCUGGUUGACGCUUGCACCAAAGCUUGUGUACCAAUUAUUUUGAACCGUGAUCAAGGCUACGACCACAGCUACUUUUACAUCGCUUCUUUUGUGGAUGACCACAUUAAGCAUCACGCCAAGUUUUUGAAAGAAUGAAGAAUUAAAUUUGUACAUUUUGUUAAAGUAAA